GGCUUCCACUUGACUAUUUGUGAAUACAACAACGUCAAAUAGUCCAGACUAAAAGCGCCACUUAUUAAACCCAACGUACAAAUAGGACUUACGCCUCACGACUGCAGUAAUCAAGGAGUACGAUACAUCACUUCUCGCCUAGAUCACUUCCUACAGAAAGCCGCAUCUAGUGUCUUUGGCUUUCUCUGUCCAAAACAUCGUACACCGACAUGUCCGUGCAGUCCCUAAUAAUAUGAUUACCCCGGAAGAUAACAUCUCCACUGAAUUGGAGUUGAUCUCUGCUUCACUUCUUCCUGCUGAAUCAUUGCAUUGUCUAUCGGCUACUGGUCUAUAUCCACAGGAGUUUGAUAUAACCAACUCGGAUAGUGGUCGAUCCAUGCAUGUUGAGAUACAUGAAGAUUAUCCAAAAAAGGGAAGUGUUAAAGUGGAAAUGAAAGGAAACAGUAUGGGGAGAGACGAGGCGCUAGGGUUGAAAAAGUGGGUCGAUGAAAAGAUGCUUGAUUGGGACGAUGCUCAGGAGUAUCCGCUUUAUCAAAUCCUUACAACCCAAUUUCUUUCAUUGCUCACUCCCUCGGCAAUGUCGCCUUCUCUCUCACCUUCCACCCCUUCCGAAACAAUUACGUCCUCCAUUCCUUAUCAUGCCUUAUUAGUUUCGCACCACUUGCUUUCCACCACCAAGCGCAAAAAUAUCGUCUCUCUUUCCUCGACAUUGUCACUCAUUGGCUUCUCCAAAAUUGGGCACCCAGGCGUCAUGUAUGCUAUAGGGGAUGAGGCUGAUCUGAUGGAAUGGAUACGAGAAAUCAAAUCAUGGAAUUGGCUCGCAUUGCGGGUGAAGAUGGGCCCCGAGCCCAUUCCGGAGGAGAAAGAGCAAGAGGCGGAGAGGAGAGGAAGAGAAGAGGGCGCACGUGGAGGAAGGGGUCGGGGUGAGUGGGUGGAAGUGGAAAAGGUAGGGGAUGCGCUGAGCUGGCUGCGAGAGAGGGGCGGGGAAAAGAGGGCGAGGAUAUUGACUGACGUCGGCGUCGGUGGCGGAACUCGGCCAAAGGAGGGUACAUAGCUGACUGGACCGAAUGCAAGUAGGAAGGAAAGAAACAAGGCAGGAAGGAAGGAAGCAGCUAACGCACAGACCCCUCGAGCGA
This is a messenger RNA of Cryptococcus deneoformans JEC21, 1136 nucleotides long. RefSeq lists its product as hypothetical. Lineage: Eukaryota; Fungi; Basidiomycota; Tremellomycetes; Tremellales; Cryptococcaceae. The record is from RefSeq and is a predicted model, not a curated record. The coding region runs from base 233 to 1054 and encodes 273 amino acids. The transcript is spliced from 2 exons.